AUACAGAAAAGCGUGAAUGAGAUUAUGAUGGAGUCGAAAGGUGGUAAAAAGAAGUCCAGCAGUAGUAGUUCCUUAUGUUACGAAGCUCCCCUCGGUUACAGCAUUGAAGACGUUCGUCCAAACGGUGGAAUCAAGAAAUUCAAAUCUUCUGUCUACUCUAACUGCUCCAAGAGGCCAUCCUGAGUACCAGCGUGCACCGAUCUUCUUAAUAUAGUUAUAGCUUUCUUUACUUUCCAGUUUAUAAUUUUCUUCUUUCAAAGCUCCCUUUCUGCUGGUUCCCGGAUCCAAUCGUUCUCUCCUCCUACUACAAGUCCUGUCGCUCACACAACAAGGCGAGAUGGCCUUAUCUGCAAUCGGUUUCGAAGGUUACGAGAAACGGCUCGAGGUUACUUUCUUUGAGCCAAGCAUCUUUCAAGACUCCAAGGGACUGGGACUCCGUGCUCUUACCAAGUCUCAGCUUGAUGAAAUUCUUACACCUGCUGCAUGCACGAUCGUUUCUUCUCUCUCCAACGAUAAAUUGGACUCUUACGUACUCUCUGAGUCCAGCUUCUUUGUCUACCCCUACAAAGUCAUCAUCAAGACUUGCGGUACCACAAAGCUCCUCCUCUCUAUCCCACCACUUCUAAAGCUGGCUGGUGAGCUCUCUCUGAGUGUCAAGUCUGUGAAGUACACUCGUGGCUCCUUCCUCUGCCCCGGAGGCCAGCCUUUCCCUCACCGCAGCUUCUCUGAAGAAGUCUCUGUUCUUGAUGGGCACUUUACUCAGCUGGGCUUGAACAGCGUAGCCUACUUGAUGGGCAAUGAUGAUGAGACUAAGAAAUGGCAUGUCUAUGCUGCCUCUGCCCAGGACUCCAGCAACUGCAACAACAAUGUCUACACUCUCGAGAUGUGCAUGACUGGUCUGGACAGAGAGAAAGCUUCUGUCUUCUACAAGAAUGAAGCUGACAAGACUGGGUCAAUGACUGACAACUCUGGAAUCCGAAAGAUCCUUCCCCAGUCCCAGAUCUGCGACUUUGAAUUCGAGCCCUGUGGCUACUCUAUGAACUCAAUUGAAGGGGAUGCAAUCUCCACGAUCCAUGUGACCCCUGAAGAUGGGUUUAGCUACGCUAGCUUUGAAGCUGUGGGUUACGACUUCAACACUAUUGACCUGAGCCAGCUGGUGACAAGGGUACUCUCUUGCUUCGAGCCCAAGCAAUUCUCUGUAGCUGUGCACUCGAGCGUUGGAGUGAACGCAUACAAGCCAGAGAUCAGUGUAGACUUGGAAGACUAUGGGUGCAGAGAGAGGACAUUCGAGUCUCUAGGAGAAGAGAGUGGAACAGUGAUGUAUCAGACGUUUGAGAAGCUUGGUAAGUACUGUGGAUCGCCUAGAUCUACCUUGAAGUGUGAAUGGAGCAGCAACAAUAGCUGCAGCAGCGAGGACGAGAAGGACGAGGGAAUCUAGCAGAAUUUUCUUCCUAAUAACUAUUUUCGAGCUUUCUGUUUUUGCUCUUUCUUUUUAAAAAACUAUGUUCUUAUUAAUAAUGACUUGUGAAGUUUGAGUUCGUCUCCUUCACAAGCAAGUGAAUUGGUGUUUUUCUACUUUAUUAAUAGUGGUUUUAUGAUACCUAAAGACUUUUAUGUUAUUAUUUUGAAA
This is a messenger RNA of Arabidopsis lyrata subsp. lyrata, 1630 nucleotides long. RefSeq names its product S-adenosylmethionine decarboxylase proenzyme 1. The transcript has 2 exons. Lineage: Eukaryota; Viridiplantae; Streptophyta; Magnoliopsida; Brassicales; Brassicaceae. Gene Ontology annotation, molecular function: adenosylmethionine decarboxylase activity. The record is from RefSeq and is a predicted model, not a curated record. Gene Ontology annotation, biological process: spermine biosynthetic process; spermidine biosynthetic process. Gene Ontology annotation, cellular component: cytosol. Bases 338 to 1438 code for a protein of 366 amino acids.